This is a messenger RNA of Oncorhynchus nerka (sockeye salmon), 1200 nucleotides long. Its product is annotated as intelectin-like. The record is from RefSeq and is a predicted model, not a curated record. Gene Ontology annotation, molecular function: oligosaccharide binding. The coding region runs from base 46 to 1110 and encodes 354 amino acids. The transcript has 8 exons. NCBI's taxonomy places the organism in Eukaryota, Metazoa, Chordata, Actinopteri, Salmoniformes, Salmonidae.
CCUUACAGCAGGUAGUUCAACAUUCACUUCUGGUGAUACUGUAAUAUGGGACAACAAGGGAUAACGGCAGCUUUAGACAUGGUGUCCUGUGUUCUCCUGUGUUUGAUGGUUCCUCUGCUGACGAUUGAACAUGCAUCAUGUGCAACUACAACUAACUCAACUUCACAACCUCAACUUGUAGCCGUGCAGACGGUCCACGAGGGCAGUCAUGGCCCCCGUUUCCAGCCUCUCAGAACAGACUUCGACAGCUUGGAGAGGCUGAGGAACAGAACACGAUACGUUGCCAGGAGCUGUAAAGAAACAAGGGACAGAUACAACCAACACGAAGAUGGUCUGUACUACCUGACUACGGCCAGUGGGGUGGUGUACCAGACCUUCUGUGACAUGACCACAGCGGGCGGCGGCUGGACCCUGGUGGCGAGCGUGCACGAGAACAACAUGUAUGGCAAGUGCACGGUGGGGGACCGCUGGUCUAGUGAGCAGGGCAACAACCCCAACCGGCCAGACGGAGAGGGGAACUGGGCCAACAGGGCCACCUUUGGAACAGCAGAGGGCGCCACCUCUGACGACUUCAAGAACCCUGGGUAUUAUGACAUCGUGGCGGAGGACAUGUCUGUGUGGCACGUUCCCAACAACUCUCCUAUGGAACACUGGAACCUGGCGUCCAUCCUGCGUUACCACACAGAGAGACGCUUCCUCACCCUGCAUGGAGGCAACCUACACCAACUCUUCAAGACCCACCCAGUGAGAUACAACGUGGGGUCUUGCAGCAACAGAGGACCAUCCAUUCCUGUUGUCUAUGACCAUGGAGACACAGAGACCACCAGACAGCUGUAUGGGCCCAGCUCAAGAGAUGAGUUUCAACCCGGCUUCAUCACGUUCAGAGCCAUAAAUACCGAACGAGCAGCCAUGGCCAUCUGCUCUGGGGUCAAACCAACUGGCUGCAACACUGAACAUUACUGUAUAGGUGGUGGUGGACACUUCCCUGAGGGUGCUCCCUACCAGUGUGGUGACUUCACUGGCUUUGACUGGGAUGACUACGGGACCAACACAGGCUGUAGUGCGUCCAGGGAGGUCACCGAAGCUGCUGUGCUGCUCUUCUACCGUUAAAUUCCAUCCUAAACCUGUUUACUAUGUUCUACACACUGUAAAGAAUACAACUUUAUUGUCCAAAAUAAACUAACCAUUCUAUGGUAUUGA